AGCCGCUAGAGUCAACCAAAACAACGCGCGUCUGCGUUUCUCACCUUUGCACAGAAAUUAAGAUUGUAAUAAGGCACCAACAUGGUGAAGCUUACUCCCGAAUUGAUAAAUCAAUCGAUGCAGUAUAUGAACCCGUGCCGUGAUCGAGAAUUAGAUCUCCGAGGCUACAAAAUACCGCAGAUUGAGAAUAUGGGAGCCACUUUGGACCAGUUCGACACGAUCGACUUCUCCGACAACGACAUCCGCAAGCUAGACGGCUUCCCUCAUCUUCCACGGUUAAAGUGUCUUUUGCUGAACAAUAACCGCAUUGUACGGAUAAGUGAAAAUCUUCACGAAUCGUUACCGAGCCUGCAGAGCGUGAUACUGACGGGCAACAAUAUUCAGGAACUGGGCGACUUGGAACCGCUAACGAAGCUGCCCAAUCUGGAAACGCUCAGCCUGCUGACGAACCCCGUCUCGACCAAGCAACACUACCGUGAGUACGUGGCGUUUCGAUUCCCUAGCUUACGGCUUUUAGAUUUCCGAAAGAUCAAACAGAAGGAACGCGAAGCGGCCAAUCUGUUGUUUAAAUCGAAAAAAGGCAAGGAGAUGCAUAAAGAAAUCAUGCGGAAAGCAAAGCAGGCCGGAGGACAGGCGGGAUUGGCAGCGAACGCCGGUUCGACCGAGAAGCAAACGAUGCAGAACGCCAGUCCGGCCGAUAUACAAAAAAUACGGGAAGCCAUCAAACGCGCCACGAACCUGCACGAAGUGGAGCGGCUCACCCGAAUGCUACAGUCCGGCCAAAUAAGCGGCGACUUUCUGAACGGUAAUAGUGUCACAGAAACAGACUAAAAGCUAAAGUAGGAACAGAUACAACAUGCUACAUUCUGGCGGAUGGCCGGACUAGGUCGAGAAGGGUAUUCAAAAUAAACUAAAACGAAACAACUGA
Molecule: messenger RNA, 928 nt
Organism: Anopheles bellator
Lineage: Eukaryota; Metazoa; Arthropoda; Insecta; Diptera; Culicidae
Gene: U2A
Product: probable U2 small nuclear ribonucleoprotein A'
Exons: 4
Coding region: 82-831 (249 amino acids)
Biological process (GO): mRNA splicing, via spliceosome
Cellular component (GO): U2 snRNP
Molecular function (GO): protein binding; U2 snRNA binding
Source: RefSeq, a predicted model, not a curated record